AUGUCUGUGCAGGCUUCUACCAGAUCUUCCGACAAGGUGGAAAUUUUGUCAGACGAGCAGAUCCAGUCCCUUCUCCUGGAGGCAGAGACACGGCUUCGUUCUGCCUCCCAGGCGAAUUCCAUUCACCCUCGUUCGGACGAUUCUGUAGCUUCAUCUAGUUCAUUGCGCCUUCCCGCGCUUGAUUUCACUCAAACCGUCCAGCCCUACAUUCGUGAAAAAGACAAUGUUGCUGCCUUCGACGAGUCUCGAGCUGUGACAGGUGAGCAGAAAAAGCUUUCGGAAACCAUCCGCUCAGUUCCUCAAGUUCCUGAUCCCAAGUACAAAAAGGAGAAACCAACCGCAGGAUCAGACUGGUUUAAUUUACCCAAAACAAAUCUCACCCCAGAAUUGAAAAAGGAUCUCCAGCUUCUCCGUAUGAGACCAGUGCUCGAUCCACACCGGCACUACAAGAAAGACAAUAGCAAAGCGAAAGCUCCCGAGUUCUCCCAGGUUGGUACCAUAGUUGAGGGCCCUACCGAAUUCUUCAGCGCUCGCAUUCCCAAGAAAGAACGCAAGCGGAAUUUCGUGGAAGAAGCGAUGGCUACCGAGAAGGAGAACGGUCAUUUCCGCCGGAAAUAUGAAGAUAUCCAGUCCGCAAAGACGAGCGGCAAGAAGGUUUACUACAAAGCUGUCAAGGCGAAGAGGUCGAGAAGCAGCAAGUUUGGUUGA
This is a messenger RNA of Paracoccidioides brasiliensis Pb18, 708 nucleotides long. RefSeq lists its product as uncharacterized. The record is from RefSeq and is a predicted model, not a curated record. Gene Ontology annotation, biological process: RNA processing. The transcript is spliced from 3 exons. The coding region runs from base 1 to 708 and encodes 235 amino acids. Gene Ontology annotation, cellular component: nucleolus. Gene Ontology annotation, molecular function: RNA binding.